GGUUAUCCAUGUUGUGCAUUCUAUUUAAAGGGGCGUUAUCGGGAGAAGUUUGAAAAGAAGCAGCCAAGUAGAGCUAGGCAAUGAUGGCAACGAAAGGGUCAGUUGUAGUAGGAGUGUUAGCAAUUGUUGCGUAUGCAUUUGUUGUAAGUGAGGUUGCCAUAGCAGCUCAAAUCUCCUCCUUCAACAGAACCAGCUUUCCUGAUGGUUUUGUCUUUGGAGCUGCCUCUUCUGCCUACCAGUUUGAAGGUGCUGCCAAGGAAGGUGGGAAAGGCCCCAAUAUUUGGGAUACCUUCACUCAUGAGUUUCCAGGUAAAAUAUCGAAUGGUAGCACUGGAGAUGUAGCUGAUGACUUUUAUCAUCGUUACAAGGAAGAUGUGAAGGUGCUGAAGUUCAUAGGGCUAGAUGGUUUCAGAAUGUCCAUCUCAUGGGCCCGAGUAUUACCUCGGGGGAAGCUUAGCGGAGGAGUGAACAAGGAAGGUAUCGCCUUCUACAACAAUGUCAUCAAUGACCUUUUAUCGAAAGGUAUACAACCUUUUAUAACAAUCUUUCACUGGGAUCUUCCCCAAGCCCUAGAAGAUGAAUAUGGAGGCUUUUUAAGCCCACACAUUGUGAACGAUUUCCGGGAUUUUGCAGAGCUGUGCUUCAAGGAGUUUGGUGACCGAGUUAAACAUUGGAUCACAAUGAAUGAACCAUGGUCUUACUCCUAUGGGGGUUAUGAUGCAGGUCUCCUAGCACCGGGCCGUUGUUCGGCUUUUAUGGCAUUUUGCCCUAAAGGGAAUUCUGGGACUGAGCCCUAUAUAGUUACCCACAAUUUGCUUCUUUCUCAUGCUGCUGCUGUGAAACUAUACAAGGAGAAAUAUCAGGCAUAUCAAAAGGGGCAGAUAGGGAUAACACUAGUGACUUAUUGGAUGAUUCCCUACUCCAAUUCGAAAGCCGACAAGGAUGCAGCACAACGAGCCCUUGAUUUCAUGUAUGGAUGGUUUAUUGAGCCAUUAAGCUUUGGUGAAUAUCCAAAAAGCAUGCGUAGACUCGUUGGUAAAAGGUUACCAAGGUUCACUAAAGAGCAAGCUAUGUUGGUGAAGGGGUCUUUCGAUUUCCUCGGACUAAAUUACUAUAUUGCAAAUUAUGUACUAAAUGUUCCCACUUCUAAUAGUGUUAAUCUCAGCUACACAACCGAUUCUCUUUCUAAUCAAACUGCAUUCCGAAAUGGGGUAGCUAUUGGGAGACCAACUGGGGUACCUGCAUUUUUCAUGUACCCGAAAGGAUUGAAAGAUCUAUUGGUCUACACAAAGGAGAAGUACAACGAUCCAGUUAUUUACAUAACAGAGAACGGCAUGGGUGACAACAAUAAUGUUACAACUGAAGACGGCAUCAAGGAUCCCCAGAGGGUCUAUUUCUACAAUCAGCAUCUUCUAUCACUUAAAAAUGCCAUUGCGGCUGGCGUGAAGGUUAAAGGUUACUUUACAUGGGCAUUUCUUGACAAUUUUGAAUGGUUAUCCGGUUACACCCAAAGGUUCGGAAUUGUCUAUGUAGAUUUCAAAGAUGGACUAAAAAGAUACCCCAAACAUUCAGCUUUGUGGUUCAAGAAAUUCCUCCUCAAGUAGUGAAUUUCGGUGUGUGACUAAAAGCGCUAUGAGUUCAAUAAGUUGUCUCCACUCUAUUUAAAUCUAUCAAAUUAGUAAGGUGGAGAACAACACUUUGGUAUCUUCAUUUCGCAAUAAAAUGUAUGGCACUCUUCACACAACUUUUUUGUAAUCGGUAAUAAUGAUUGUGUUGCAUUCGCUCUUUGCUUAUUCUCAUA
Camellia sinensis is the source of this 1801-nucleotide messenger RNA. Lineage: Eukaryota; Viridiplantae; Streptophyta; Magnoliopsida; Ericales; Theaceae. The record is from RefSeq and is a predicted model, not a curated record.